Molecule: messenger RNA, 524 nt
Organism: Trichoplax adhaerens
Lineage: Eukaryota; Metazoa; Placozoa; Uniplacotomia; Trichoplacea; Trichoplacidae
Exons: 4
Coding region: 37-441 (134 amino acids)
Biological process (GO): translation
Cellular component (GO): ribosome; cytosolic large ribosomal subunit
Molecular function (GO): structural constituent of ribosome
Source: RefSeq, a predicted model, not a curated record
UUUCUUCUUCACCAUCGCCAUAAGUCUGCAGACAAAAUGGUCACUCCAGUAAAUAAGCGAAAAAUUGUUAAGAAAAGGACGAAAAGAUUCAUUCGUCAUCAAUCUGAUCGAUAUGUUAAAGUCAAACCGAGCUGGAGAAAGCCGAAAGGUAUCGAUAAUCGUGUCAGGCGACGCUUUAAAGGUCAAUACUUGAUGCCUAGCAUUGGCUAUGGUAGUAACGCCAAAACUAGACACCAAAUGCCAGACGGAUUUAAAAAAUUUGUCAUACACAACGUCGAGGAAUUAGAAGUAUUGCUAAUGGCGAAUCGAAGUUACGCAGCUGAAAUCGCUCAUAACAUUUCAAGUCGUAAACGUCAGAAGAUUGUCCAACGAGCAGACGAGUUAUCUAUCAAGAUAACUAAUCGCGAAGCAAGGUUACAGAGUCAAGAGGCUGAAGCAUAAAAAGGAUGCAAGCUUCGUUUCUUUCCACUGUAAUUGUAUUUUAUGGAUGAACUGCAAAAUAUUAAAAAGCCAUUUUUGUGAAU